UUGCAGCCCCAGAGGGGACAGAGGAGCCCAUGGGACAGCCUGACACCCAAAACGAGGGUGAAAGCACCGGUGAAGACGAGACGCCUCCCGGGGACAGUAAGGAUUUAGGUGAACUCGAUGCCGCAGGGGAAACCUCUCCAGGAGAUGCCUCAAAUGAUUCUGUUCCUCAAGAUUUAGAUCCUACAACUUUAUCUUCUGCUGAGCAACCGAAAGAAGAAGAUGGAGAAACCCCGGAGCCCGAAGAGACAAUUCCGGAAAACCUCUUCUAUGACUAUGAGAAGAUCCGCUCGCAGCCGUACAUCACCCCUGACUCUGGAAUCCCUAAUAAUGUCCUUCAGCUCCUACACUCGUUUGGUUACGAUUGCACCCGGCGAGCCAACCUUCACUUGCUGGAUGACCAGACCUUGCUGUACGUCGCUGGCACCGCCUGCGUUAUCCUUGCGCUGAAGCCUCAGGGACAGAGAUACUUGCGGAGCAGCAGUGGUGGCGGCGUUGGAGCCAUAGCGGUCCAUCCGAGCAAGAAAUAUUUUGCGGUUGCAGAAAAAGGACACAAACCCAAUAUUAUAAUCUACGAGUUUCCAUCUCUGAGGCCCUACAGGAUACUGAGGGGGGGUACCGAGGAAGCUUAUACCUUUGCAGACUUUAAUGCUUCCGGGACUCUCCUGGCCAGCGUGGGCAGCAGCCCGGAUUACAUGCUGACCCUGUGGGACUGGAGACGGGAAAAGAUCACGCUGAGAUCCAAAGCCUCCUCCCAGGACGUCUUCCAAGUGACCUUCUCUCCGGAGAAUGAGAAGCAGCUCACCACCUGCGGCACCGGACACAUCAAGUUUUGGAAAAUGGCUCACACGUUCACCGGCCUGAAGCUGCAGGGAGAGCUCGGCAGGUUUGGGAAGACGGCCCUCACCGACAUCGAGGGAUACGUGGAGCUGCCGGACGGGAAGGUGAUCUCUGGCUCGGAAUGGGGGAACAUGUUACUUUGGGAAGGGGGUCUCAUCAAAGUGGAGCUGUGCCGGAAAGGACGCAGACCCUGCCACAACGGACCCAUUAACCAGUUUGUCCUGGAUGAAGGCGAGCUGAUCACCAUCGGGACCGACGGAUAUGUUAGGGUUUGGGACUUUGAAACGGUGGACACGGCGGACGCGGCCGACGAUACGGGACUCCUGGAGAUGGAGCCCAUGAACGAGCUGCUGGUCGGAAAGCACGUGAACCUUCGUUUCAUGGUGAAAGUGAUGGAUCCGGACUCACCUUUGUGGUUUGCACAGGACGCCAACGGAGCCAUAUGGAAGCUGGAUCUCUCCUUUUCCAAUAUAACGCAGGACCCCGAGCGGCUAUUCUCCUUCCACUCCGGGAAUAUUACAGCCCUGGACGCUUCUCCAUCCACGCAUCUCAUGGCCUCCACUUCACUUGACCGGUCCGUCCGGAUCUAUGACUUCGUUGGAAAGAAUCCUCUUGCAGAGAUGAGGUUCAGACAGGGAGGAACAUGCUUGGUUUGGGCUCCUCGCAUGGUCAAUCCCAAAGGCGGCCUGUUCGCAGCAGGAUUUGAGGACGGCGUGGUGCGUAUCUUGGAAGUAUACAAUCCCCAGGGGCUCAGACUGGUCGCCGGACGCCCAGGAAGCCACCGCGCCGAAAUAAACCUCAAACAGGCCUUCAAACCGCACACCGCAACCGUCACAGCCCUGGCGUACGAACGCAACGGAGAAAUCCUGGCCACCGGGAGUGAAGACAAGACCGUUUUCUUCUUUGCAGUCGGAGACAAAUAUGAGCCUAUCGGGUUUGUUUGUGUGCCGGGUCCGGUGAGGGAGCUUCACUGGUCUCCUCCGUCUCACGAACAGAACACGCUCUUGGUUCUGUGUAAGAAUGGAUGUGCCGUCCAGAUCCCAGCACCCGCCGCCGAGAAGCGAGAUCCCGCCGUCAGCUACGAGAUCACUGACCUUCGCUUACAGUACUUCCGGUUUUGCAGCAUCAGAUCCAAGAUCGAGAGGGAAGAGGAUCUGGCCCGCAGGCGGGAGGUGAAGGAGAAGAAGAGGCAGGAGAUGGAAGCCAGGUUGAAGCAUCAGAAGGGAGCGGAUCUUACAGAAGAAGACCUGCAGCAGGAGACAGGAGAUGAGGAAGAGCCCUUGCCACCACUUUAUGUUCCUGAGGAACCCAGUCCAGUCCUCUGUGGGUUUUACGCCUCCCCAGGAGAAUUCUGGCUGUCGCUGGGCGGAUAUGACUCUGGAUUCCUCUACCUGUGCAAGUUUGAUGAGAACCAGGCGGCCGACCCUAUAACAAGAAGAGACGAGCCGAGAUCUGCCCUUCCCAUCGAGAACGCUGCUCACAACCCCAUCCACAAAGUGCAUUUCAGCUCCAGCAAGCAGCUGCUCUUUUGCGGGAUGCAGGACGGCGCCAUCCGGGUCUAUCCUCUCCAAGCCAACGACCCCUCGCUACACUCCAUGCAAGGUUACUGGUCUCUUGGCGUCCACGACAACCAGUACGGACACGUCCAAGCCAUCUGCUGCAGCUACGACAAUCAGUAUUUAGUGACCUGCGGAGCAGAUAGUAACAUCUUCACCUUCAGCAUCCUAUCCAUGGAAGAUAUAGAGCGUGAUCUCAAAGAGAAGAAGACAAAAGUGCCCUCCCCGAGGAGAGACCUGGAAGGAGAGAAGCCAGCAGAAGAUAUCGAUGAUCCAAAUGCAUAUAGCAUAGAGAAUGCAAAGCAGAAAAGGCAGUAUGACCUGAUGGUGAAGGCAGCAGAAGUAAAGAAGGACAACAAGAGGCGGACGCUGGAGAGCUUGAGAAAUGAGUUCCGGGUGCUGCUGAGGAAGAAUUCGGAGCUGCCGACUCACAUGCAGCUCAGCCGAGCGGAGUUCGAGAUGGAUCACCGAAUCCGCGAGGAGAUGGAGAGACGGACCUCAGAAAGGAUCCGUACAGUGAUGAAGGAGCUGGCGUGGGAUCAGGAGAGACACAGCCUGGCGCUGAAGAAGCUGCAGGCCCGCUUUCGGGAUAACGUGGAAUUUGACACGGUCAGAGUCCGCGGCAUCAACAGCGAUCACCAGGUGUCAACGUACAGACUGCUGAGCCUCAACGAAAAGCCCUACCGGGUGAAGGGGACUCAGGGCAAGAGACGGUUAACUCGGCACGAGCUGUACCCGAAAGAGCCCGAGGCAACCAAGGACGGCCACGAAUUAGCUAUAGCAGAACGAGCUGCAGCCGAAGGGAAGGAGGCAUCGAUUCCAGUUCAGAAGCAGAAGUGGCCGGGAAAACACAAGGCGGGCAGCCGGCUCGAAAGAAUGAGGAAGAUUAUGGAGAAAACGGAGACGGCAAAAUCCAAAAUCUCCCAAAGGAAGAAGGAGUGGGAAGAACUGUACAAGAAGAAGCCCAACGACGACUACGAAGAUCCGCAGGACUUGCUGGCCAUAAAAAACGCUAAGGAGAACAUGGGAGACUUUAAACUGAAGACCGCAGCGGAUUACACGGUCCCCGAGCACCUGCGCAUCAACGCGGAGCGGAAGAGGAACGAGCUGGCCAUGUUGGAGGACACGAUCCACGAGAGGAAAUCGGCCAUGAACCUCGCCAUCCUGGCACUGAGAGACUUCAAGGCGGACACCAUCAAAGAGAUCCAGAAGUUAACCGAAGAAGUCAAACUCACGCAGUCCCGGUUAGAACCUACCAAGCGCUUGGCGGUUCCGCCGGUGCCGCGCAUGCUUCCUGACGAGGUGCCGGAGAACAAGUUCCGAUACGACAGCGAAACACUCCAGAGAUUUCAACUGGAGCAGGAAAAUAAAUCUAAACGGCCAUUAAAGGAGGAGGCUUUCGGGGGCUUCGGGGGGUUUGGAGGCGAGACAAAUACUGCCCUUAACGAAGGAGAGACGCGGUCCCUGCCAUCCUCUCGAUCGACCCGAGGAGGGUCUGCCGCUUGCGGAUCAGCGCAGGAGGAAGAGAAAUCGGAACUGGAGAAGGAGAUCGCGCGGAUCGACGAGAUCAGGAACAUGUAUGAGCAGCAGAACCUUAUAAAGAAGAUUAACGAGUUGGUGAGUAACUUUGACGCCGAGCUUCGGAUUCUGCGCCACGAGAAGCUGAAGCUGGACGUGGAAAUGAAGAUGGCCGACCUGCGCCACGUCACGCUCUUUGAGGAGCUUCUCCUGUUGAAGGAGUUUGAGAAGCGAGAGGACAUCCUGCAGGAGAGAGUCAGCGACCGAGUCUCCGAGAAGGAGGACAUGAAGGCGAAGUCUGAGGAAUAUCUGCAGCAGCUUGAGGCCAAAAAGAGAGAGAUAACAAACCUUCAGGAGCAGGAGACGGCUCUUCAUUCCACCUUCCAGUCUUCGUUGGGCGAGAACAACAAAUUUGCUGGAUUUCUGACCAAAGUCUUUAAGAAGAAGAUUAAACGCACUAAAAAGAAAGAGAUUCCCGGUGCCGAAGAGGAGGAAGAGGAGAGCGAGGACGAUUCCGAUGAAGAAUCCACCUGGGAGAGCGAUGAGGACGAGUCCGGCUCCGAGGAAGGAGUUUUCGACGACUCCAUUUGCCCCGACAACUGCGACCCUGCCUUGUUUGAGAAAACCCUCCGGCUGCGCGAGAGACGCCUGGACAUCGAGGACUCUCUGACCGAAGAGAAGAAGGUUGCAGACAACCUGAAGAAGGAGUACGACGCUCUGGCCAAAAAGGUGAAAGUUGUGGACGUGAGCCUGAGUAUCGCGGAGAAGGAGCUCGACGCGUUCCAGAGGGAGAAGCAGCAGAAGCUGAACGAGCUUCAUGUCGUGGUGCCGCUGAAACUACAUCAGGUGGAUCACACGGUAAACGGCGAGAUCCCGGGAGAUCUCUCCCAAGCGCUGGUGUUCAGCCACCAUUCCCUGGACGGCCUGCAGCGGCGGAUCGAGGAGCUGCAGCGGGAGAAGCUGGAGCAGCGGGAGCUCUACAGACAGGCGCGGGAGCAACAUAAGCAGCUGAUCCGCGACAGAAAGGAGAUGGAGUCCCAGAUACGGAAGCUGCAGGAGAAGUGUCGUCAGCAGAUGAUGAUGAAGUUCGGCCGCCUGGUGGACCUCGAGUCCCUGCAGACGCUGUCUGUGAACGUCAACCUGGAGGAGCUGAAGAUAAAAUCUUUGGAGACGGGGCAGAAAAUGGACAAGGAGGUCGCCGAGUGGGAGGCCAAGGUGAUGGAGAAGAAGAGAGAGCUGAUGGGGGUCACUCGGGAGCAGACGAGGAAGCUGGAGAAGAUGAACGAACUUCUUAUGGAACAGAAGGCUCUAGAAGAGAAACUCGAUGCACGGCAAACAUGCGCGGGUGAGGAGUUCCGGGGUCCGCGCAGCGCAGAUAUACGGGGGAGGAAUAAGCUGCUGCACAUGGUUCAGAUACAAGCCAAAGAAAUCGGGAACCUGAAAGAAGAAAUUUCCCUCCUCAGCAAGAAAGGCGGAAGUAUCCUGCCCCCCGCGCACCCCCCAGUGCCACGAAGCAGCGGCACCGUGGCUUGACUAACCCCUUAAAUCCGCCAACCCGCAGGGGUGUCCGCAGCCCCAUCUGCUCAGAAUUCUGCUAAUAAAUCUCUCCAACGGUUUGUUCCCAACCAAUCAGGACAGGCAGGUGAUAGAAAGGGAUUUAAACACCUCUUACCUGCCCCCAGCAGUCCUUAUACCCCCGGGGGGGCUGCUGGUCCUCCUGUCCGUGUUUUAAAUAAACAUUAAGUUCCCUUU
Spea bombifrons (plains spadefoot toad) is the source of this 5663-nucleotide messenger RNA. RefSeq names its product cilia and flagella associated protein 44 (gene CFAP44). The transcript has 33 exons. The record is from RefSeq and is a predicted model, not a curated record. NCBI's taxonomy places the organism in Eukaryota, Metazoa, Chordata, Amphibia, Anura, Pelobatidae. Gene Ontology annotation, molecular function: protein binding. Bases 30 to 5444 code for a protein of 1804 amino acids.